UAGAGAGAGAGAGAGAGAGAGAGAGCUCCUCCCUCUGAAACGCCAGCACGCCGGCAAUGGAGGUGGAGUCGGCGAAGUGCGAGUGCUGUGAGCUGAGGGAGGACUGCACCCGGGGGUACAUCCUCGGCGUGAAGGCCGACUUCGGCGGGCGGUGGCUGUGCGGCCUCUGCUCGGAGGCGGUCAGGGACGAGGCGGCGAGGAAGAGAGCAGGCGGCGGCGGCGCCGCCGCCGCCGGAGGCAUGGAGGAGGCUCUGAGGGACCACAUGUCCUUCUGCGCCAAGUGCAGGAAGAAGAACCCGGCGUUCAGGGUCGCCGACGGCAUGCGGCAGAUGCUGCUGCGCAGGCGAUCGAACUGACGAUGCCAUCGCAAGUUUGCACCUGCAUUUGCAUCGAUGCGUGAUGGUUCUUUUUUUUUUAAUCUGCAAUUAGUCCAGCGCCAUAAUCAUCAUCUUGUAAUCAGAGUUCUGAGCAAGAUGACAUUUUUUUUAGGUAGUUGAGCAAGACGACGUGUAUUGCAUCUCUGAGUUAGGAUUUCAAGCAUGUAAUGUCAGAUGUAAUAAUCUAGCUAAAUGCGUGUUUGGGCUGAGGAUUGGUAGGGUUUCAUGCAGGUUCGAAGGAUUUGAUCGAAAAUGUGAUCAUCGAAUACUCAUUCACCUAUGCGACGGCGACUUGCCGUUUCUCUCUGAAAAGUGAAAUCACAGUAAGUUUGUUUCUUUGGGUCAAGGUUUUUCAAGAAACCAAUCAUCCAUAUAGGUGAUUUAUGCUUCUAACAUAUGAAAAAUUAUAUUUUUAGGUAAACAUAUCGAAAGAUGUGCUGUUGGCAUGUAGGAUGUAGCUUCAAAUUGAGAUAAGAUUUCCGCAUUUCUUACAGGUCUUUUUACCAUUGUUUACGAAAUUUCUAUGAAAUUCCUGAAUAGAUUAUUUCAUGCUGAUUAUUGUAAAAUUUGUUUAAAUUUCUUCCGCUUCAAACAAGACCAGCGACUAGAAUCUGGUGAGAGUUUUUCCAUCUCAUGAUAUGUCAGAGAUUCAGAGAACCAUACUAUGAAGUUGAUGACUUGGACGCUUGGAGCUCCAAGACAAAAUGGUUGGU
This is a messenger RNA of Oryza brachyantha (malo sina), 1090 nucleotides long. RefSeq lists its product as uncharacterized. Bases 57 to 356 code for a protein of 99 amino acids. The transcript has a single exon. The record is from RefSeq and is a predicted model, not a curated record. NCBI's taxonomy places the organism in Eukaryota, Viridiplantae, Streptophyta, Magnoliopsida, Poales, Poaceae.